AUGAAGCACCUCUUUGAAGAUGUUAUCAGUAAUCCAUUUGUCUACGUUGAGGGCAAUCAGGAGGGCACAAGUAGCCAGUCAAGCAUGGAUCCACCAGCCUUUGGGAAGGAAUUGUGGGGACUUUGGAAGAGGCUAAUCAAAGUUGACCCGAUCAGAGCAUCUGACUGGCGGAGAACGACAACCCAGCUCCUAAAUCAGGUCCGCCCCGAACAUACGAGGGACUACAGGGUUGCACAUCAAACCGGCAAGGCCCAGGAGCUGCUCGCAAAUCGACUUGCGACCAGUAUGCUCAAAGAGUGUCAAGCCUUGCAGGUAGUAUUAAAGAAAAUGACCGACUCGAAUAAAGUUACAAACCGAUACGAAGGGCUUGUCGAAAUUUAUCGGUCCGCAAUUGACAUAUCUAUUUAUCUGGGAACAAUUGAAACCGAAUUUGAGUUCGAACUUGAUGUCAGGCGGUGUGGGCCCUUCCUGCAUCGCAAAACGAGAGUCCGGAAACGAGGGUGUUCCGAUGAAAUCCAUCCUGACGAAUGGCCUAUUCCAAUACUACUGCACUUUCCUCUUGUCUCAAGUCGCCACUUGAUAACUUCGGACGUUAUUGAUACGUUGCAGCAACGCCGAGAAGAUUUCGAAUACGACCAUAGGGACGACGGGGAAGAAGAAUUACGAAAGCGACUGGACGAAGAGAUCCCCCAGGUUGAAGAGGGCGACACCAUUCUUGAUUCAGCGAUCUCUUUCGCCGAUAUUGUUUACUCCAAAGACGGACCUCAGGCCUACUCAUGUGGUGGUCGCUUUGUCUGUCAGGGCGGAUGUAUAGGCGACAUUGAUGGUGAUGAUGUUGAGGAGGAUGAUGAUGAUGAUGAUGAUGAUGGCAGCGAUUCAAACUCCAAAGUGGACGAUUGA
Aspergillus luchuensis is the source of this 900-nucleotide messenger RNA. RefSeq lists its product as uncharacterized. Lineage: Eukaryota; Fungi; Ascomycota; Eurotiomycetes; Eurotiales; Aspergillaceae. The record is from RefSeq and is a predicted model, not a curated record. The coding region runs from base 1 to 900 and encodes 299 amino acids. The transcript has 2 exons.